CGCGGCAGAACGAGUGAUGUAUCCAUGAAGUCGUUACUACAAAGAUGGCGGAUUUCCUGCUCUCCCGGACUGCUAUAGUUUGUGUUCCCAAUUGUCUUCUCUCCAGCGGCGAAAUUGACCAAAUUAGAAAGUCUAGGGCGAUCGAUAAAAGCCUGUCUCGAGAGAAAACUUACGCGAAGAAGCUGGUGAAGAUUUUGCUGUUAGGAGCAGGCGAAAGUGGCAAGUCAACUUUCCUCAAACAAAUGCGCAUAAUUCAUGGGCAGGACUUCGAUCAGCGGGCCAAAGAGGAGAUCCGGGCUACGAUCUACAGCAAUGUUAUCAAAGGUAUCCGAGUGCUUGUGGAUGCCCGUGAGAAGCUGCACAUCCCUUGGGGAGAUCCUGACAAUCAGGCUCACGGGGAGGCAGUGAUGGCCUUUGACACCCGCUCAUCCUUGAUGGCCAAAGGGAUGAUGGAGACUAAAGUCUUUCUCAACUACCUGCCCUCCAUCCGUGCCCUGUGGCAAGACAGUGGCAUUCAGAAUGCUUAUGACAGACGGAGAGAGUUUCAGCUGGGUGAAUCUUUGAAGUAUUUCCUGGACAAUGUGGAUAAACUUGGACAACUGGACUACUUGCCCAGCCAAAAGGAUAUACUGCUGGCACGAAAGCCCACCAAGGGUAUCCAUGAGUACGAGUUUGAGAUCAAGAAUGUUCCUUUCAAGAUGGUGGAUGUGGGAGGGCAGCGGUCAGAGCGUAAGCGAUGGUUCGAGUGCUUCGACUCUGUGACCUCCAUCCUUUUCCUAGUCUCAUCCAGCGAAUACGAUCAGGUGCUCAUGGAAGACCGUUUGACCAAUAGGCUCACGGAGUCUCUCAACAUCUUCGAGACUAUCGCCAACAACUGUGUCUUUGCCGACGUCUCCAUCAUUCUCUUCCUCAAUAAGACAGACUUGCUGGAAGAAAAAGUUAACAAUGUGAACAUCAAGGACUACUUCCCCGAGUUCACGGGGGAUCCCCACAAUCUGCAGGAUGUGCAGAAGUUCCUGGUGGAGUGCUUCCGUAACAAGCGUCGUGAACAGCAGCAGAAGCCCCUUUACCAUCACUUCACCACCGCCAUUAACACGGAGAACAUUCGUAUCGUCUUCCGUGAUGUCAAAGACACCAUCUUGCACGACAACCUUAGGAAGCUUAUCUUACAAUGAAAGGCACCGAUCGUCCUUUAAGAACAUUCCAUUUUAAUUAGGUUUAUUUAAUACGGAGUACAAGUGGUUCAAUACAUAUUGUGGUGAAGAAUUGAAGAAAAAUAGUAUAAUUAUGCAACUGAAUUUUUUUUUUUCUUUUUUGCAUAUUAUUAGUCAUAUGUAUGCAAAGAUUUUGAUAUCAAAGCAACCUUUUUAAGCUGCUUGUUGCCAUAUCAAAUAUGCCAAGGAAUGGUCCUCAGUUAUUAACCAAAAUGCUGUAAUUCUGAUUGUUUACUGUAUGUUUAUUUUCAUCUAAUAGAACAGUUAACACUCCUGUAACCCAUUGUCUUAACACCUGGCUUUGGUAAAGCUUUUCAGAAAGAAAUAGUGAGAACUCAGGGCUUUAAAUAUUAUAGAAGAGCUCUUCUGCUCCAGUCAGCAGAUUAUGGGCUUGAUGUGUCUGGUUGUAUAAGGCCCCAGUGUUUGGUUUUUUUUUGUUUUUUUUUAAAUAGAAUGUGGUUUCUCUGACUUUGUCUUCCCACAUGCUAUUACUCUAUUACUUUUUGUUGCACUCACAACAUGACAUUUAAUUAGUACAAUUAAGGUACUUUAUAGAAAAGUACUUAUUUGUCAUAUUACAUUUAUUUUCCAUAUGUAAAGGGAAAGUGUCUCUUUGUUUGCCGUUCAAGCCUGUACAGAAUGCCUGUACGAUUUCUUUUCCUCUGACAUUUCCCCACCCCAAGCUAUUAUAGUAUAUUUGACACACUAACGUAAUAGCAUACAUUUAUUGUAUGUGUUCUAGAAGACCUGAAAUUUAAUGAUUUUUUGUUUUGUUUCUUUUCUUUUGAUGAAUUCACUUUAAAAACAAAGUAGCCUUAUGUCUUCGUUCCUGUGUAGGUUAAAGUGGACAGCUUUAGCUCAGGGUUUUAUAAAGUGACUGUUAAAGCAGCCCAGGUGUGUUACUGUGUAUUGUUAAUACCGACGAUGACUUUUUUUUUUUUUACAGGCAAAGCAAAGUCACCUUUGCCUUAAAUGUCAAUCAAAGCUGGUUUUAAUGCAAGAUCAAUUAAAAUGUGUUGAUAGAGAGGCUAAGUCUUAAUGUAAUCUUGAAUGAAACAAGCACUGUAAUCUGACUUGGUAAUAAAUUGAUAUUAACUGAUUGCCUGUAUUAAGUUGAUGUAUAGAAUCUUUAUAAAAAUGAAAAUGAAAGAAAAUUGCUCAUGCAAUGCUGUCUGUCUUUGUCAUGGCCAUAAACACUUGCUUUUUUUGUAUAGUGUGUUUUAUUACUGUUUUUUUGUUGAUCACAUUUUGUGUAAUUCUAUUAAAUCUGAUUAUUUUAUCAGAA
Molecule: messenger RNA, 2499 nt
Organism: Puntigrus tetrazona (Sumatra barb)
Lineage: Eukaryota; Metazoa; Chordata; Actinopteri; Cypriniformes; Cyprinidae
Gene: gna13a
Product: guanine nucleotide binding protein (G protein), alpha 13a
Exons: 4
Coding region: 45-1175 (376 amino acids)
Biological process (GO): adenylate cyclase-activating G protein-coupled receptor signaling pathway; Rho protein signal transduction
Cellular component (GO): brush border membrane; heterotrimeric G-protein complex
Molecular function (GO): G-protein beta/gamma-subunit complex binding; guanyl nucleotide binding; GTPase activity
Source: RefSeq, a predicted model, not a curated record